CCGCUAGUAGUGCGUACUUAGCACACUCGCGCUUCGCGGUCGUCCUGAAAACACGCGUGUUUUAUCGUUAAAAGCGGGGAGGGCAGUCGAACCGCAUCCGAUACAAAAACUCGACACACGCUGUAAUAGUCUGUUUACUCGUCAGAUUGCAGACAGGCUGUAUAUUAGCCGCGUUAGUCGCUCGGUUUCGCUUCCCCUCAGGCGAAUGACUUCGCCGAGACUUUAAAUAAAGUUUGUAAACAGAAGCCGCCGGGGCUCGCUGGCUCAUGGCUGGGGUCGGCGGUAAGAGCGCCGCGCCGUUCUCCGCGAUCAAGCGCUCGCUGUCGCUGCGCUCGGUGCUCUCCGGCGGUCGGCGCGGCGCGCAGGAAGGGCGCCUGGUGACCCGCUCUCCUCAGCCGCUCCGGACUCACCGACACCCCGCCUAUGUGUGCUCCUCCUGCCAGGACUCCAUGAGCGAAACCCUGCGGACCUGCUACGCGUAUCUGAACCAGACCAGCCGGAGCUUCGCGGCGGUCAUCCAGGCCCUGGACGGAGAGCUGCGGCACGCGGUGUGUAUCUUCUACUUGGUCCUGCGAGCUCUGGACACGGUGGAGGACGACAUGAGCAUCCCGCCGGAGAAGAAGGUGCCGCUGCUGCAGGACUUCCACACGUUCCUCUACGAGCCGGAGUGGAGCUUCAGCGAGAGCCGAGAGAAGGACCGGCAGGUUCUGGAGGACUUCCCCACGAUUUCAGCGGAGUUCAGGAACCUGGGCCGCGAGUAUCGCGAGGUGAUCUCGGACAUCUGCCGCCGGAUGGGUGCGGGAAUGGCCGAAUUCCUGGAGAAGAAGGUCUCCUCCAUGAAGGAGUGGGACAAGUACUGUCACUACGUGGCCGGUCUGGUGGGCGUCGGCCUGUCCCGUCUGUUCUCGGCGUCCCAGCUGGAGGACCCCGAGGUGGGCCGGGACUCGGAGCUGGCCAACUCCAUGGGUCUGUUCCUCCAGAAGACCAACAUCAUCAGGGACUACCUGGAGGACCAGCGGGAGGGAAGGGCCUUCUGGCCCAAAGAGGCUUGGAGUCAGUUUGCGUCUCGUCUGGAGGAUCUGGCUCAUCCUCAGCACCUGACCUCUGCCCUGUCCUGCCUCAACCUGCUGGUGACCGAUGCUCUCCAUCACGUCCCGGACGUCAUCGCCUACCUGUCCCGACUCCGCAACCAGAGCGUCUUCAACUUCUGUGCCAUUCCUCAGGUGAUGGCGAUAGCGACUCUGUCGGCGUGCUACAACAACCCUCAGGUGUUUCAGGGCGUGGUGAAGAUCAGGAAGGGUCAGGCCGUGACGCUCAUGAUGCAGGCCACCAACAUGGCCGCCGUGCAGAGCAUCAUCGCCCAGUACAGUCAGGAGAUCCUGCAGAAAGUGUCCGGCUCGGACCCCUCCCGGGAGAAGACGCUGCACGUCCUGAGCCUGAUCCGCGAGAAGAGCCUGUCUCCGGCGGCGCUGUCGUCCCGGGCGCACCACAUCUCUCCCGUCUACGUCUCGGCGGCGAUGCUGCUAGCGGCACUGAGCUGGCAGUACCUGAACGCCACGGCCGGGCAGCCUCCGGGGGGCGCCGACAUGCAGGGACACUGAGAGCACCGCAGAGAGAGAGAGAGAGCUCUGUUCCACCGCAGGUUCUUCAGGUCAUUUUCACCCCAAAAUCAAACGAGAGAACAAUAAGAAAUGUGUGUGUAUAUAUAUAUAUAUAUAUAUAUAUAUAUAUAUAUAUAUAUAUAUAUAUAUAUAUUAGUGCUGUUGAACGAUUAUUCACGAUUAGCCGCAUACAAAAAUAAAAGUUUGCGUUUGUUUGCAUA
Molecule: messenger RNA, 1822 nt
Organism: Puntigrus tetrazona (Sumatra barb)
Lineage: Eukaryota; Metazoa; Chordata; Actinopteri; Cypriniformes; Cyprinidae
Gene: fdft1
Product: farnesyl-diphosphate farnesyltransferase 1
Exons: 7
Coding region: 267-1601 (444 amino acids)
Biological process (GO): cholesterol biosynthetic process; farnesyl diphosphate metabolic process
Cellular component (GO): endoplasmic reticulum membrane
Molecular function (GO): squalene synthase [NAD(P)H] activity
Source: RefSeq, a predicted model, not a curated record